Hibiscus syriacus is the source of this 1502-nucleotide messenger RNA. RefSeq lists its product as uncharacterized. The record is from RefSeq and is a predicted model, not a curated record. NCBI's taxonomy places the organism in Eukaryota, Viridiplantae, Streptophyta, Magnoliopsida, Malvales, Malvaceae. The transcript has 2 exons. The coding region runs from base 96 to 1253 and encodes 385 amino acids.
AUUUUCUGCCUUCCAAAACUUUAUCUUCAACAAUUUCUCAACUCUCUCUGCUAAAAUCUUCACCUUUUUAUAGCCUUAAACUUUACAGGGAAGCCAUGGAAAGGCUUCUGUACUCUUCUUCUCCGACCCCCUUGGAGAUCUCUCGAAAGCCCUCUCCUUUUCUCUCUCGGCUCGCCAGAUUCGACUCUCCUAAACCCAGUUUCGUUCCAUCACUCACUCGGCCACAACUCAGGCGAAUCAUCUCAAUUUCUUGCAAAGCCGAUAACAGCCCAUCUCAUAUUUCUUACCCUCAAUCCAAUCCGAGCAAUGAAUUGUCUUCACUCGGUCCUCCGCGAGUCGACUCAGAAAAUGGGUUAACACCCACUUUCAAUUUUCUCAAGGUUAUUGCAAUUAAAGCUUCUGCACAAAGAAAGGCAAUCACAGCUGGGACGUUUCUAGCACUCUCUGCCAUUAUCAUGUUCUUAAUCCAACCAAUUUUUGCACCAGCAGCUUUUGCAACCUUUCAAACUGGUGCUAAAGCCAGUGGAACUGCAGCUGCUGCAGUGGGGGGAAGAGUAUUACGUGUUGAAUUACUUAGUAGCGCGGUGUCUGGUUUCUUUGCCGGUUGCUUACACACCCUAUCGGGGCCUGACCACCUUGCUGCUUUGGCUCCACUAUCAAUUGGCCGAACUCGAAUGGAAAGCGCUGUUGUUGGAGCUCUAUGGGGUUGUGGCCACGAUGCCGGUCAGGUUAUUUUUGGUUUAUUGUUUCUACUUCUAAAGGAUCGUCUCCACAUUGAAAUUAUCCGGACUUGGGGUACAAGAGUAGUGGGCUUAACAUUGCUUGUUAUUGGGGCUAUGGGUAUAAAAGAGGCUUCAGAAGUUCCUACUCCUUGUGUUGCCUUAGAAAAUGGUGAGUGUGAUGUUAGCGUUUACGAGGCACUUGAAAACCCUACAGUCGGGAAGAAAAAGAUUGGUUUUGCUACAUUUGCCACUGGGAUUGUUCACGGAUUGCAGCCAGAUGCACUAAUGAUGGUUUUGCCGGCACUUGCUUUGCCAUCUCGCCUGGAUGGUGCUGCAUUCCUUAUUAUGUUCUUGCUCGGAACUGUGGUAGCAAUGGGAAGCUAUACAGUGUUUAUAGGCUCAUGCAGUCAAGCAUUAAAGGAUAGGGUCCCAAGAAUUACAGAAAAACUUACAUGGGCUUCUUCUCUUGUAGCCAUUGCUCUGGGAGUAGCCAUUAUCGUAAGCCAAUUUUUCGGAUUUAGUCUCUAUUGAUCUACCUGACCCUACAUCAAGAUAUUCACUCCAGCUUCUUUAGCACUUAAUGAAGACGUUAGAAAGGAUAUUCGGAUUUAUUUUCAGCAAUAUUUCAUCCGAGCAGCAUCUUUGCUCCAAUUACCAUUUUGUUGCUUCCUUGUGAGACUGUUUCGAAACACUCUUCUAUUACUAUGGUUAGAGUAUCAUGCUUGUUAAGCCAUAAGUUAUACAUUUCUUGCUUGAAUGGUCAAUGCAUUUACAUCAAAA